Messenger RNA from Triticum turgidum subsp. durum (durum wheat), 2460 nucleotides. NCBI's taxonomy places the organism in Eukaryota, Viridiplantae, Streptophyta, Magnoliopsida, Poales, Poaceae. The record is from the annotation of a GenBank genome assembly.
AUGGCGGCCUUCACCAAGCUCGAGGACUCCCCCAUGUUCCGCAAGCAGGUCAAUUCUUUGGAACAAAUUACCGAUGAACUGAAACAGCGGUGUUCAAACCUUCAUAAAGGAUGCAAAAAAUUCAUGGGAUCUCUUGAUGAAGGAUACGCAGGGGAUCUUUUAUUUGCUGACGCCCUAGAAGCUUUUGGUGCUGGUCGAGAUGACCCUGUUAGUGUUGCCAUUGGAGGGCCUGUAAUGUCCAAGUUCACUACUGCUUUUAGGGAGCUUGGAACGUACAAGGAGCUCCUUCGUUCCCAGGUCGAGCAUAUGCUUAGUGAACGGUUGACGCAAUUCAUUAACGAGGAUCUGCAUGAUGCAAAGGAUUGUCGACAGCGUUUGGAUAGGGCUACAAUGGGCUAUGAUCAGGCCCGUGAAAAAUUUGUGUCAGUGCGGAAAGGGACUAGAGCAGAAGUAGUGACAGGACUUGAGGAGGAUCUACACAACGGCAAGUCAGCUUUCGAGAGAUGCCGCUUUAACUUAGUUCAUGCCCUUGCAAACAUUGAAGCAAAGAAGAAGUAUGAGUUCUUGGAAUCAAUAAGCGCAGUGAUGGAUGCCCAUCUAAGAUAUUUUAAGCAGGGAUUUGAGCUACUGAGCCAAAUGGAACCGUUCAUUCACCAGGUUCUAACAUAUGCACAGCAAUCAAAAGAAAUGGCUAUGAACGAGCAAGAUAAACUUGCAAAGAGAAUUCAAGAGUUCAGAACUCAAGAAGAAAUUUCAAACUUGAGAAUGGCUAGUAAUGUAAACACAUCUACGAGUGGUGAUGGCAUCCAUGUUGUUGGUCUUCAAUCCUAUAAAAAGAUUGAAGCCUUGAUGCAGUCAACUGCCAAUGGCCAGGUUGAAAUAAUUAAACAAGGUUAUCUCUUUAAGCGUUCUGAAAAUUUACGAGGAGAAUGGAAGAGGAGGUAUUUUGUUCUUGACAGCCAUGGGACUCUGUACUACUAUGGGAACAAGGGAAAUAAACAAUUGCAAGGAGUGGCAUCACAGCAAACUGCUGAACCGGCUGGUGUAUUUAGUCGCUUCAGAUUCUUAAAUCAAAAAGCUUCAUCCCAGGGGGAUGAUUCUCUUUCAUGUCGUACAAUUAAUCUCAGAACUUCAACAAUUAAGAUGGAUGCUGAAGAAAAUGAUUUAAGAUUUUGCUUCAGAGUAAUCACCCCCAUGAAGGCAUACACUUUACAGGCGGAGACAGAGGCUGACCAAAAGGACUGGAUCGAAAAAAUAACAGGAGUUAUUGCAUCACUGCUGAAUUCACCAUUCCCGCAUCAGCCGCCAUACGGGAGCCUAGCAGCAGAAAGACAUGGUUCUGCAAGUUCCCUUGAUUCUGCUGCAUCUCUUGAAGAGAGCAAAACUUCAGAGGCACACAGUGAUGCAAUAAACCAUCUCAGGAAUAUCCCUGGAAACGACAGUUGUGCAGAAUGUCGUUCUCCAGAUCCUGACUGGGCAUCUCUAAACUUGGGUAUUCUUAUUUGCAUUGAGUGCUCAGGGGCUCACAGGAAUCUGGGAGUCCAUAUUUCAAAGGUUCGGUCCUUGAGAUUGGAUGUGAAAAUAUGGGAGCCAGUAAUUAUUGAUUUGUUUCGUGCACUUGGAAAUGAUUACAAUAAUUCCAUUUGGGAAGCUUUGCUUCCGAAAGAAGGUCAAGGAAUGGAUGAGUCAAAUAGCACUAUCCUGUUCAUGGAAAAGCCUAAACCUACUGAUGCUUUCUCAAUAAAGGAAAGGUUCAUACAAUCAAAGUACGUGGACAAACUUCUUAUUGCCAAAGACACCAAUCAAAUUACCAUUGGUAUACUGGAAGCUAUAAGGACAAAUGAUGUGAGAGCAGUGUAUCACAUUCUUGUGUUGGCUGAUGCAAGCCCUAACAUGACAUAUGAUGAGUUGAACAACGAUGUUAACCAUGUUCUACCGGUAACAGACAGGAAAUUAUUUGAUCCAGCCUCUUGUGAGAAAAUAGAGGAUUCUGGGAAACCAGAAGGUUGUCUGCAAGGCUGCUCCUUAUUGCACUUGGCAUGUCAACAUGGUCAUCCUGUACUAGUUGAGCUUCUGCUACUUUUGGGCGCGGAUAUUAAUAAGCAGGAUUUCCAUGGACGGACACCAUUGCACCAUUGUGUCCAAAAGAGUAAUGAUGCCCUUACCAAACAUCUACUGAAGAGGGGUGCAAGAACAACAAUUAAAGAUGGUGGGGGCCUGACUGCUUUGGAGAGAAGAAUGGAGCUUGGAGCAAUAACAGAUGAAGAAUUGUUCAUAUUAUUUGUGAGGUUGUACCGCUGUAGCCUUAGCAAGCAAAGCUCGUCUGUAUCUGAAGGGGUCGUGCCACCUGUUUUAGCUUCUUUCUACACUUGUACAUCGGAAGACAAGACAAACUUACUGGAGAUUACUGUAUCUGACCUUUGCACUGGGUCGCUCCUUUGUAUUACAACUAUAGGCUAG